AUACCAUUGACCUUACCGACAAACAAGAAUCGAAACAAUCUAACAAUAUGGACCGGUUAAUUCCUCUCAAACUCGAGAACGGUCCUGCUACAAAGCCACGUACAACUCCGCCAUCAUCACCCUCCUUUCUGUCAAAAAUCUCCAAAAUCUUCGAAAGCGUCAAGAAAAGCACGACCCGGUCCUGUCAGCGAUUUGACAAUAUUGCCCUAUACCCCAGAGGAGUGGAAGAAAGUCAUGGAGGAGGUCAAAAUCCUAUAUUCGAAGGGACAGUACAAGCACUGUGCGGUGCGAUGCAAACAGAUUCUGGACAAUGUUAAGGAUCCUCACCAAGUACAUCCUCUGUACUCCAUCUACCUUUCCUUUUUCGCUGCCAGCUCCCUGGAAAUGACUGCUAGUACUCUCCACAACCACUCCAGCAACAAACUUCCACUAUUCCAAGAAUCACUCUUCUUCUACAAGAAAGCCCAAUUCACUGUCGACAACGUAUCCUUCCACACACCUGCCACAAGUCACCACUCCAACGCAUCCAUCACCUCCAGCGUCCGCUCUUCAGUCGACUCCAUCUUCUCCUCACCCACCAAUUCAGCUCGCUCAUCCGUCGUAAGCUCACCAACAGACGACAACUCCCUCCCGACUCACAAACGCACCAUAUCCGCCUCCUCAAGCUUCUCCAGCCUCUCAUCCAACCGCAAGAAGAAAGUCUCCUUUUCCAUCGACAUCUCAACCUCCAUGUCCUCAGAUGAAUCCGAACAAGAAGCUCCCCCAGCGAUCGAAUCCUCGCUCCUAGAUUCCUUCCCUGCUCCACCCACUCAACCAGAUCCUACGAUUACCAGCACCAAGGAUUUACAGCUGCAGGAACCGCAGAGCCUUUCCAUUUAUCUCCUUACGCAGUCUAUUGCGAGAUAUAAAUCGCACCUCCGAGAUUUGUCGAUACAGCUCGAGUACCAUAUCUCGAGCAUCCACUCGCAAAUCGGGCAUUUAUCUUUAGUUCGGAAGGCUAGGAGAAGCAACUUGCCUACGCAAUUUAGCGAUGCUGAAGAGCGGAGUUUUGGAGCGAUGAGCGGGGUUAGUAGAGAGGAGAUGUUGAAGGUUGAGUUGAGGGAGCGGAUUAGGAGGCUGAAGGAGACAGGGUGGAAGAGAGAGAGGUUUGAUGGGGAGAGAUACAGGGUGCUGUGUGAGAAGGCUCUAAUGGAGGCUAGGGAGCGUUGAGAUGGAUUGAAGAAGUGAUGAGUUUCAUUUUGUACGAGAUAUGACCAGAUGACACGAGAACAGAUCGAGAUGAGAUUGAUGGCUGCCAGAAUGGCAUGAAUAUACCUAUGU
This is a messenger RNA of Mollisia scopiformis, 1320 nucleotides long. RefSeq lists its product as uncharacterized. The transcript has 3 exons. NCBI's taxonomy places the organism in Eukaryota, Fungi, Ascomycota, Leotiomycetes, Helotiales, Mollisiaceae. The record is from RefSeq and is a predicted model, not a curated record. Bases 235 to 1209 code for a protein of 324 amino acids.